AUGAGGGCAGCAAAUGGAGCAGAAAAUACUUUCCGCUGCUUUCCUGACUUGUACCUCGAGCUACGACAUCACAUUUGGCGUUAUACUCCUGCUCUUUUCCCUCGAAUCAUCGAAGUCAGACCACGCACAACUCCGACCGAAGCAUGGGAUCCCCUUACCACCAAACAUCAUGUUAGAGUGACUGCACCUAUUGCCCUCUUACAAAUCAACCACGAAGCUCGAGAAUUGCUGCUGCCAUUCUAUACUCUUCUUAGCUCAGACGUGACCCUUACCCAGAUCUCCAAAUAUCACUUAGCUUCUCCAAGUCCUCACGAGAAGCCACCCAUGGUCAACUUCGAUACGGACACUAUAUAUUUUAGCGUAGCUUGGAGUACUACCGAAGAAAUUCCAUAUCUAUCUUUCAUACAACGAUUGUUCCAAAACUUCGAUCAAGAUAAACAACGAGUGCGAAGACUGGCGGUGGAUAAUUUCUCAGAGUUGUCGAGCUUGAUAGACUUUCCCUUCGAAUUGAGACAGCCUGCAAGCGGCGAACAUGGCAUCACGAACAUCCCAAAAUUGCAGAGAUUGGAAAAUUCAUAUCUUGAACAGAUAGAAUCUAAAGACGACGAAUAUGGUGCCGAGAAUCCUACAGAGUUCUCUUUGGAUUCGAGACACUCUGAUGAUCGCCAGGCCGCCUCGGAACCUUGUUUACCGUACAAGAAUUCAGCUCUCUUGGAGUUCAAAAACUUGGACGAAUUGGUCAUAGUCGUUAAGCCUACUCACUUGAGGGCUGAUGUGGCGUUGGUUUGCUUUGUAGAUCUUGGGAACACCAGCAUUGGAGAGGAAGAGGAGUGUGUCAAUAUCCUACGUGCACUGGGUUCCGGAGGGUGGAAAGUACCGAAGAUAAGAAUUUGUACAACACAUGUAGCUCCAGCAAACAAUCGAAGAAUGGAAUCACAGGGAGCCUAUUUGGAGAGAGUAUAUGGAAAGGCUUUUGUUUUGAGGUUCACUGGAAAAUAA
Molecule: messenger RNA, 999 nt
Organism: Botrytis deweyae
Lineage: Eukaryota; Fungi; Ascomycota; Leotiomycetes; Helotiales; Sclerotiniaceae
Exons: 1
Coding region: 1-999 (332 amino acids)
Source: RefSeq, a predicted model, not a curated record